GCUUAAUUAGGACAGCUCUAAUGAACAUGGACAGAGAAGCAAAAGAAUAUUACGAAGUGAUUAUCCAGGCCAAGGAUAUGGGUGGACAGCUGGGAGGAUUAGCUGGAACAACCACAGUCAACAUCACCCUCUCUGAUGUCAAUGACAACCCCCCCAGAUUUCCACAGAAGCAUUAUCAGAUGAGUGUGCUGGAGUCUGCUCCCGUCAGCUCCACGGUGGGCCGCGUGGUUGCCAAGGACCUGGACGAAGGCAUCAAUGCGGAGAUGAAAUACAGCCUCGUGGAUGGAGAUGGACUGGAUGUCUUUGAUAUUAACACUGAUCCUAAUUACCAAGUUGGCAUCAUCACUGUGAGAAAGCCUUUAAGUUUUGAGAGCAAGAAAAGCUACACCUUGAAAGUAGAAGGUGCCAACCCCCACCUGGAAAUGCGGUUCCUGAACCUGGGUCCCUUCCGUGACACCACCACUGUCCACAUCAGCGUGGAGGAUGUGGAUGAACCUCCUGUGUUUGAGCCCAGCUUCUACUUUGUGGAAGUGCCCGAGGACGUGGAGAUCGGAACCACCAUACAGAUCAUUUCUGCCAAGGACCCAGAUGUGACCAACAACUCCAUCAGAUACUCGAUUGACAGGAGCAGUGAUCCAGGGCGGUUCUUUUAUGUCGACAUUACAUCAGGAGCACUGAUGACUGCAAGACCUCUUGACCGGGAGGACGUUUCUUGGCACAACAUCACUGUGCUGGCCGUGGAGCUGAACAACCCCUCGCAGGUGGGAAGCGUCUCCGUGACAGUGAAAGUCCUGGAUGUGAACGACAACGCGCCGGAGUUUGCAAGGUUUUACGAAGCUUUUGUUUGUGAAAACGCCAGAGCGGGGCAGCUGAUCCAGACAGUGAGUGCCAUCGACAGGGAUGACCCACAGGAGGGUCAGCACUUCUACUACAGCCUGGCUCCGGAGGCAGCCAACAACCCCAACUUUACUCUAAGGGACAAUCAAGACAACACGGCGUGGAUUUUGACACGGCGCUCUGGCUUUAGCCAACACGAGCAGAACACCUUCUACCUCCCCAUCCUGAUCAGCGACAACGGCCGCCCGGCGCUGAGCAGCACGGGCACGCUGACCGUGCACGUGUGCAGCUGCGGUGACGACGGCAUGGUGAUGUCCUGCAACGCGGAGGCUUACGUCCUCCCCGUCAGCCUGAGCAGAGGGGCACUCAUCGCCAUCCUCGCCUGCAUCUUUGUCCUGCUAGUGCUGGUGCUCCUCAUCCUCUCCAUGCGGCGCCAGCGGAAGCAGCCGUACAUCAUCGACGAGGAGGAGAACAUCCACGAGAACAUCGUCAGGGACGGCGACGAGGGCGGCGGGGAGGAGGACACGGAGGCCUUCGAUAUCGCCGCCAUGUGGAACCCGCGGGAAGCCCAGCUGGCGGUGAAAAGCCGGCAGGACAUGCUCCCCGAAAUAGAGAGCCUCUCCCGCUACGUGCCUCAGGCGUGCGUCACGGACAACAACGUCCACAACUACGUGCUCGCCAAGCUCUACGAAGCUGACAUGGACCUGUGGGCUCCUCCCUUUGACUCCCUGCAGACGUACAUGUUUGAAGGGAACGGCUCGGUGGCGGAGUCGCUCAGCUCCCUGCAGUCGGUGACGACGGACUCAGACCAGAGCUACGACUACCUGACGGACUGGGGGCCGCGCUUCAAAAAGCUGGCCGAGAUGUACGGUGCCACGGACAGCAGCGGGGCUCUGUGGUAAUGGACGCCGAGCGGCCAAGGCGUCUCCGUGCCAAGUGGUGUCCGGUUAGGUCCAUUCUCAUCAGAUGCUUCCAUGGACAUGGGUGAGGCCUCCUGAAAAAUAGCAAUACGGUGCUUGGAUGGGAAUGGGAAGAAGGGUGCGAAUGAAGGUCUGUCUCUCUGGAUCAGCUUUACUCAGUUAAAUUAAGUCACAUUUUUGAAACAGCAAGAAGCAGAAGGAAGGAAGUUUUUUCCUGGUUUUUAUAGUGAAAUUGGAAAGCUCCACACCUGGAAUAUAAUGACAUGACUCUGUCUCUCCCCCUUUCUCUCUCCCUUGUACACGGCAGCUUACUGAGCUCUGUAUGUCUGGGUUCAAAGAUCUGCAAACUCCAACUGUAAUCUCCGACUCGCUGAGAAAUUGCCAGCACGGAAAUGUUUUUCCCCACUGGUUAUUCUCCCCCAUUAGGAAAGAAAAAAAUUGCUUGCUAACAAGAAGGAAAAAAAAAAAAUCCCACAAAGCAGAAAAUUGAAACUGGAAUCUCAGAGGGCUUUUUGUAAACUAAACCUCCUCUCUCUGUUGCUAACAGAGUCCUUUUUUAAUCCUUUAGAAGCAAGGCUGAGGGUUUUUUUCCCACCUGGCUGAGAGGGCUGGGGAAGAGGCUUUGAAUUUCUGCUCUAGUUUAAUGGCUGAUCUGUGAGUCAUUGGCGUUAACACUAAUCCAUCUCCUAUCAAGUUUGUGUAAAUUUAUUCUCGGCUCUUUAAAACCAUGACUCCGCUAAACUGCUCAGAAGAAAACUGGAAAAUCUGCCUCUUUUGCACUGUAGAUGUCUCUUCCAUGUGCCAAAUGUGAAGAUUAGAUUCUACCAAUGAAAGCCAAAUAAAUUUUAAAAAAAAGGAAAAGCUAUAUUUGGUAACUACAUGGGUUAGAUGGGCUUUCCUAAUCUGUGUGAGGUCAAUCCAAGGGAUGUUUACAUACUGUAGAUAACCUACUUGAACAAAUGCAGUAUUAUAGACCAAUAAAUGGAUGUAAGAAAAUUACAUGUAUAAGUUUUGUAUAUUUGUUAAUUUUGGUAAUAAAUAUGAUGUACUGC
Messenger RNA from Tauraco erythrolophus (red-crested turaco), 2809 nucleotides. Lineage: Eukaryota; Metazoa; Chordata; Aves; Musophagiformes; Musophagidae. The record is from RefSeq and is a predicted model, not a curated record.